GGUGCGCAUCCAGUUUCGUCUCUUUACCUGCUUUCUUGCCACCCAUUGUCCGUGGUCCUCUUUUCUUUUGCCCUGGGGGCAUAUCCAUUCCUUUUACCAUCCUCUUCCUCUCCGCCGUUGUCCUUGUCGACCUUUGGUAGCUGGAGCCGGCUCUGCGCUCAUUAUUUUACACGUCUUCCACCGCUAUUCACCCAUUUCAAGCCAUUUCGCGCGUAACUUUCAAGAUGCUCGGGACAUCUUCUCCAAUGGUUCUCCUACAGCUCUCUCUCCUUUUCUUGGGUCUCGUCAGAGCGGCUCCCAUAGCCAUUCGCCAGGACGCGGCAUUGACACUGGCUAAUGUCCUCUUGUCGCAACCCACCACUUUCACACUUACUGAUACUGUGCAGACGAAUUCGGGCACUAUGAUUGAAACAUGUUUGAUUACUUUGACUCCCAUAAAGGGUUCAAAUGGAGAGGACCUGGUGCAGGAAGAGAAGACGUGCACUUUGGUACCUGCUAGUGCAGAUCCGUCAAAUAACAAUUCACCACCUGGAAGUAGCUCAGACAGUGCAUCCGCGUCCACGGCUGCUCCCACGUCGACGGAUUCCAACACUGCUGCUAGCACGAGCGUUGCUGCGACAUCUACUUCAGACACAUCUGUGCCUUCUGCUACAUCGACAGACGCAUCCUCUGCUAUACAAACAGACUCAUCCAUAUCCUCUGCUACACAGAAAGACUCAUCCACAUCCUCUGCCACACAAACAGACGCAUCCGCAUCCUCUGCUACGUCAACAGAUGCAUCCGUUUCCACCGAUAGCUCAGUGUCUGCCACAGCUACUUCUCAAGCUGUAUCUUCGGAGUCUGCGAGCGCAAGUGCAAGUGCAUCUGCUACUGGCAGUCCCGUGAUCUCGGUCAUUGGUAUUUCCUCUAUCGCUGCGUCCGCCGUGUCAACAGACAGCAGUGCUUCCACUUCCUCUGCUUCGGCGUCAUCAGCAACUGCUGCCCCAUCGGGUAACCCUGUCAUAUCUGUUGUUGGAACGUCUUCCAUUGCUGCUUCAGCCGUAUCAAGUGGCACGCCAACGGUAUCUUCUGCGGUGUCUUCUGCAUCAUCAGCGGCGACCACUGCCUCUCCAGCAGCUACGUCAGCGGCCGAUUCCUCCAGUUCUUCUGCAUCGUCGGCCGCGGCUGCUGACGCUACAGGCGCUGCUGCUGCGGCUGCAGCGAACUCACCAUCUGGUACUGCGGCAGCGGACUCGGCAAGUUCCAGCCCACCCGCCUUCCAGAUUCCUGGAAAGAAACUCUCAGUCUUGCCAAUUGGUUUGGGAGUCUUCGCCGGAGUAUCCGCAAUCGCUCUGAUUGUGGUCGGCUUGGUAACGUACGAACGUACGAAGUACCGCAAGGCCUUCCGUCAGCGCAAGCUCGCAGAACAAGGCACGAAUAUGGGUUAUGGUGGCAUGGCACAAGCUGCCUAAGCUUAUAACCUAUUUAUAUACUUUCGUAACAUGUAGACGAGGCUGGACACACGUCUCAACGGCGAUCCUUGAGGAGGUUAUUUCUGUUCUUUUUUUUUUGGUGUCUUUCCCGCUGCCUUUGCUGCUGUUUCAGCCGCUGUAUAUUAUGUAAUGCAUCCUGACCCACCAAGCUCCACCCAAGCAUUUUGUGUACAUAACAUUCUGUUGCUUUCCUGCUUUUCAUUGCAGUUGUGCUUUCGAAGUUCGGGGUGUCAUACAAUCAUCCUCUGCACAGCACUUUGGCACUUUUCUCUCUCAUCUUCGUUAUCCUUUGUUCUCUCUUCACGGAUUCAUGGGGCCGGUCAAGACUGUAGACAAACUAACUGUUACUUUCCUCGUCGACAAUUCAAUAGAAUGGUCUUGUUGCAGUCACC
Messenger RNA from Somion occarium, 1864 nucleotides. The record is from the annotation of a GenBank genome assembly. NCBI's taxonomy places the organism in Eukaryota, Fungi, Basidiomycota, Agaricomycetes, Polyporales, Cerrenaceae.